Molecule: messenger RNA, 1977 nt
Organism: Anolis carolinensis (green anole)
Lineage: Eukaryota; Metazoa; Chordata; Lepidosauria; Squamata; Anolidae
Gene: tbp
Product: TATA-box binding protein
Exons: 8
Coding region: 401-1303 (300 amino acids)
Biological process (GO): DNA-templated transcription initiation
Molecular function (GO): RNA polymerase II general transcription initiation factor activity; DNA binding
Source: RefSeq, a predicted model, not a curated record
GCGUGUUUGGAUGACGUAAUAAGCGCGCGCCGCUGCCGCCUGAGAGAACGGGCGCGGAGAAGUGGAGGCACCGCUGGGGUCGGGAAGGGAAGGCGACGAAGGUCCCCAUUUGAGGCCCGGGCGUUGACUACACAAGCCGCGGAGCACUGAGGCGCUAUUUGAGGCUCUCUUUAACUCGCUUUUGUGGGAGUUCUUUGCAUGUUGGUCGCUUCGGUUGGAAACCAGCUUCAAACUGCAAUAAAUGGCUUUGGACAUCUAUGAGCUAAUGUAUUUCCAGAAACGCCAAGGCUGACUGCAUAACUCAUUGCAAGGACAUCAGAUUCCUUAAAGCAGAUGGUCUAAAUUUGCUCUAGUGACCUGAACUUGUGGUCAUCACUUAGCUGGAGACGUGACCGCCGCCAUGGAUCAAAACAACAGUAUACCACCUUAUGCCCAGGGUCUAGCAUCCCCUCAGAGCGCAAUGACUCCUGGCAUUCCUAUUUUUAGUCCCAUGAUGCCAUAUGGUACAGGACUCACACCGCAACCUGUUCAAACCACGAACAGCUUAUCUAUUCUGGAAGAACAGCAAAGACAACAGCAACAGGCUGCAGCACAGCAAUCUACAUCACAACCAACACAAGGGUCCUCUGGUCAGACACCACAGCUUUUCCACUCACAGACACUUACCACCGCUCCUUUGCCAGGGAGCACAUCUCUUUACCCCUCUCCAAUGACUCCCAUGACCCCAAUAACUCCUGCGACACCUGCUUCGGAAAGCUCUGGAAUUGUGCCACAGCUGCAGAAUAUUGUGUCUACAGUAAAUCUUGGCUGUAAACUUGACCUAAAAACCAUUGCCCUUCGUGCUCGAAAUGCUGAGUACAACCCCAAGCGUUUUGCUGCUGUAAUUAUGAGAAUAAGAGAACCACGUACAACAGCACUCAUAUUCAGUUCUGGAAAGAUGGUGUGCACUGGGGCUAAGAGUGAGGAACAAUCCAGGCUGGCUGCCAGAAAGUAUGCGAGGGUUGUGCAGAAGUUGGGUUUUCCAGCCAAGUUUUUGGACUUUAAGAUCCAGAAUAUGGUGGGUAGCUGUGAUGUCAAAUUCCCUAUCCGACUUGAGGGACUGGUCCUUACACAUCAGCAAUUUAGCAGCUAUGAACCAGAGUUGUUUCCUGGCUUGAUUUACAGAAUGAUCAAACCAAGAAUUGUCUUGCUUAUUUUUGUUUCUGGAAAAGUCGUUUUAACUGGUGCAAAAGUCAGAGCCGAAAUUUAUGAAGCAUUUGAAAAUAUAUAUCCUAUUUUAAAGGGAUUCAGAAAAACAACGUAACAGUUCACUCUGCUUAUGCAAGAAGCUGAAGUACUUUUCAAAAGGUAUUGAUUAUGGCACAGCAGUAAAAAGAGACGUAAAGACUGAAACACCAGGACUUAGGAGUAUUUUCUCAGUGCCUGCUUCCCUGAUUUUCAUGGAAAGGGAAGUUCUCAUCAUGCAUUACGUCUGCCCUGAGUUACUGUGAGUUGCUUCAUUGCACUCUCCUUGAUGAAAUAAUUGAGUUUAUUUAUAUUUUUUAACUUUGAAACAAUUUUAACUGCUAUUUUUUUUCUAUCUGGAAAUCUUAUGCUGGCAGGCUGAUUAAAACUGUGUUAUCCAACCACUUAAAAUAUUUCGAUUACAGUAUUCUUCCAACCAUGGAUUUUAUAAUGAGAAAAUCUAACCCUUCGCUUUCCUUUCACAUUCCAUUUCCAGUGUUUAGCAGGACAAACUCGCGGUUGAAAAACAGGUGGCUGUAUAUAGAUAUUCCUAAUUUGGGGAAACAAUCAGUUUGAAAUGCUGAUGCUGUUUAUGACAAUUGAGAAUGGAAUCUGAAUAGUCCUGUGAUCAAUCUGACUCGCUUACGCUGCUGUUUUAAUGUGCUAUAUGCAUGACUAUAGUUUAAAUGUAUUGAAAUGUUUUUAUAAGAUUUUUCUUAACACAGUAUUAAAGCAACGCGUUUUGCCAUUUAA